Molecule: messenger RNA, 3277 nt
Organism: Styela clava
Lineage: Eukaryota; Metazoa; Chordata; Ascidiacea; Stolidobranchia; Styelidae
Source: RefSeq, a predicted model, not a curated record
UUUUCAGAUGUGGGGAUAUAAAAUUUAGCAUUCAACUUAAGGGCACCUAAGUGUUUGAGACGGUAUGGAUUAUAUAUCGUGUUGUUUUGUCGAGAAAGAUUCGCUUUACAGCAGGUCAAACUUCCAUCCUUUGCAUCUACAUUCAGACAAAGUAAAAUGGAUGACUGCAUUUGGGAGGUCCGAUUCCUCCAGCUUAAUUGUGUCAUUGUGCCCGAAGCGAAAUGCUCAUCAUUCUUAUCAAGACAAGUUAUUUGUUGUUUUACACCUGGAUCACCACCCGGGAAUAUACCCAAGUCCAUCUGUUGAAAUUGAUGAGAAUGUGAGAAAACAAGAAGAGAUUGUAUUAAUAUCAUCAGGAGAAUUUCAUCAACAUUAUGGAAUUUCGAAAGAAUCUACAGAAUUAUGUAUUGCACAAAUACCAGUAUUUCCUUUGUCGCGAGUUAUAAUCUCUGCGAGAAAUGAAAAUACUUUCAACUGGGCAAAUGAUAAGGGCUUUGAAAGGGGAUUGAUGAUUUCUGGAACACAUCAUAAAAGUCUCCUUGCAAGACGUGGAGAUCAGUUUCUUGCAUCACCCCAGAAAACAUUUGGGGAUGAUGAAUCAAUUACGCUACUUCAUUUUCAAAACCUGGUCACUCUAGAAUGCUACCCGGUCAAACAAGGAUAUAUUCAUGCUGGCACUGAAGUUAUCAUUUCAGAAGGUUACCAGGAUAAAAUGAUUGAAAUCAACACUACAAAAUCAAAGGGUGGAUUGAGAUUGAUGUUGGCAACAGAACAACAUUUACAAGGAAAAUCUUCAACUAAAAAGUUCGAUCAACAAUGUGAGGUUCUGUGCAGGGAAGAAACUGCACAAGAUUUAAAUAUAGAAGAUGGUGAUUUUAUUGUUCUUAACAUUUCGUUUCCACAACAAAAAAGAGAAGUGGAGAAUGAUUUUUUAACUCUUAAUAUUGAUGAUGAAAACUCACAGGACGAGGGAGAAUAUUUUUCUAUAGAUAUGCCUCGUGGCAAUAAAGAACAACAGGUUACUCAAAAUGAGCAUGCCAUUUGUUGUCUACGUGUUUGUCAGAACCAUCCUGCGAAUAUAUUUUCUUCAAAAGAUGUGAUAGAUUUGAAACAGGACGCAUUAUAUUUGAGUUCCCUGCUUUGGUUCAAUAUGACAUCUUUCCGUGGCAAGAAUUUGGAUAAGGCAACAGUAGAGAUCAAACCUUUAGUCAACGAUCCUCCAUUUGCAAAAGAAAUUCAUCUUUCAUUGAUUCUAUCGCCAACAUAUUCUCCUGGAGCUCAAUUUGACAACACUCUGGUGAAACAUUUGUCAUCAACGAGAAUCUUAAAGCUAAAUGAUGUGAUUUGUAUAAAAACUCAAGGUAAUUCAGACUUCUUGUGUGAAUGUACAGCCAAAGAUGCAAGGUGCUCAGCACUAUAUUACAAAGUUAUGAAACUUGAAGGAAAAGAGGAAAACAAUUCACAAAUAUAUUAUCAAGUCAAUGUCAAGAACACUGCACUGUAUCAGGAUGGGACAACGAACAAUUUUGUUCCUAAAUUAUUGCCUGAAUCAAUAAAUGCAGACUAUCCAUUGGGAUUAUCAAACUAUGUUGAAGCAUUGAAAGAUAUCUUGUCACCGUAUAUCGCGCAAGAAAUGGACAGUUCGGUUGCCACUGUUCUCUUGUCAGGAGGGCCAGGCAGUGGUAAAUGGAGUGUUGUGUCCACUGUUGCUCAAUUACUCAAUAUACAUGUGAUGAAGAUAAGUUGUCAUGACCUAAUGUCAGAUUCGAGUGGAGCUACAGACGCAAAAAUUAACACGGCAAUACAGAGAGCUGUUUUAUACUCUCCUUGCAUAAUUGUCUUAAAUUCUAUCGAGUGUAUUGGAAGGGAUACUGAGACAGGUCAAGCUGAUCACAGAGUGUGUUCAGGUCUACAAAAUGCAAUUGAAAGCUUGAAAUCAGACGACUUAGCUGUUGCUGUUGUUGCAGUAACAUCAAAUGUGAAAGGAAUGGUUCCAAAAAUUAGAUCCUUGUUUCUUCACCAAGUUGAAAUAAAUUCAUUGUCUGAAAAAGAGAGGAGAGCAACAUUACAGCAACUUAUUACCAUGACGCCAUCUGGAAAAGACAUCGAUAUUCAAUGGAUUGCGAAGCAUACAGUAGGAUUUACUUAUGCAGAGUUAUGGGAAUUGCUUAGAAAAGCAAAUGAAAACGCAAGAGAGAGAAUUACAUCUGAAUGUGCAAUUGGGAGUCGUUUGAGUUGGAUAGACGAAAUGAGUAUCUGUGCUGCAGGAAUAACGACACAACAUUGUGAUUUUACUUGUGCACUUCAAUCAAUGCAGUCUCAACGUGCAGAUAUCAUUGGUGUACCAAAGAUCCCAGAUGUGAAGUGGGAGGACAUUGGUGGACUAGAAGAAGUGAAAAAUAACAUCAAAGAUACGAUUCAACUUCCACUUCAACAUCCAGAGUUAGUUGCAUCAGGUCUACGACGAUCUGGAAUCCUGUUAUACGGUCCACCUGGUACGGGGAAGACAUUACUCGCCAAGGCAGUUGCUACACAAUGUUCAUUGAGCUUUCUAAGUGUGAAAGGACCAGAACUGAUAAAUAUGUACGUUGGUCAAAGUGAAGAAAAUGUACGAAAAGUGUUUUCAAGAGCUCGAGAUGCUGCUCCCUGUGUUGUUUUCUUUGAUGAAUUGGAUUCACUUGCUCCUAACAGAGGUCGAAGUGGUGAUUCAGGCGGUGUUAUGGACAGAGUCGUGUCUCAACUUUUAGCGGAAUUAGAUGGAUUAGUUGAAGCCGAUUCAGAGAAACAAAUAUUUGUUAUCGGAGCAUCAAACAGACCCGAUUUAAUUGAUCCUGCUCUGCUUCGUCCUGGAAGGUUCGAUAAACUGCUUUAUGUCGGAAUAAAUGCAAACAAAGCAGACCAAUUAAAAAUUCUGGAAGCACAAACAAGAAGAGCUAAUCUUUCACCAGAGGUUCGUUUGGAUGAAGUAAUUGAAGCUUGUCCUGACAAUAUGACCGGUGCUGAUUUCUAUGCAUUGACGUCUGAGGCACUAAUGAACGCUAUUAGAAGACGUAUCAAGUUGGAAGAAUCAUAUGAAACAGAGGAGACGGGAAAGACAAUCGAGCCUUUAACAGUAGAACAUUUAGAUUUUAUGAAAGCUGUGAGGAACAUAAACCCUUCCGUUUCAAAGAAAGAAUUGUUGAGAUUUCAAGAAAUCAAAAAUAGGUUUACCUCGCGUAAAUGAGUCUAUGAAUGAAUGGAUUGAAUAACAGCAAUCAUGAUGAAUAGAUAUUGUUUU